ACACACUCUCUCUCUCUCUCUCUCUCUCUCUCUCUCUCUCUCUCUCUCUCUCUCUCUCUCUCUCUCUCAGUCGACCCACACCGGCAGCUCGUUGUUCAAUGUUUGUGUAGAUCGCAUCUGCUUCUGUGGAUCUGUACCGCGCGAGAGGAAGAAGAGCACGCGCUGUCUGAGAGGAGCAGCGGGAAGGAUGUCGACAUAUUAUUGACUUGUGCUGAGUGUCGUCGAGACGAGUGAACAGCGCCGUGUGUUUAGCGCUGGACGGAACAUUUUGUUGGCGUCAGGACAUAAACCAUUUCACCAACAUCUCGAAACUGGAGAACUACUACAGUAGAACAUGAAAAACGAAACAAAUGCGUCAAAUCAGUGAAGCGCGUCUGAAAUCCAUUAAAUCUCUAGUUUGUUACAUUAUAGCGAGCUGUGCAAUUAUCAAAUACUAAUAUACAGCGGUGUUCUGCAUGGAUAAUGGUCGAUUCAGGAGGAGUGAGUGCACCACCACAACCAGAGACGUUUAAGACUAGUAUUUGUUCUCUAAUGGGUUUUGUUUAGGGACGUUUUUGAAACUUAGAGAGUUGACAUUAAAUGUAUUGUAAGGCUGGCAGAGAUCAUCUCAUCCAAAUGACCACGUUGUUUACAUUGCCCAUCGUCUGAGAAAUCAAUAAAGCUUCUGACACGGUAGCAGUGAGAAUGACGGAGUAUAAGUUAGUGGUGGUGGGUGCAGGUGGUGUGGGCAAGAGUGCUCUGACAAUCCAGCUCAUUCAGAACCACUUUGUUGAUGAAUACGACCCAACCAUAGAGGACUCAUAUAGGAAACAGGUGGUGAUUGAUGGAGAGACGUGUCUGUUGGAUAUCCUGGAUACUGCAGGUCAGGAAGAGUACAGUGCAAUGAGAGACCAGUACAUGAGGACCGGAGAGGGCUUUCUCUGUGUCUUUGCCAUCAACAAUACAAAGUCUUUUGAGGACAUUCAUCAGUACAGGGAACAGAUUAAGAGGGUUAAAGACUCAGAUGAUGUGCCUAUGGUGCUUGUGGGUAAUAAAUGUGACCUACCAGCACGCACCGUGGACACAAGACAAGCCCAGGAACUCGCCCGUAGCUACGGUAUACCCUACAUUGAAACCUCAGCCAAGACAAGACAGGGAGUGGAAGAUGCCUUUUACACUCUUGUUCGUGAAAUCAGGCAGCAUAAGCUGAGGAAACUGAACCCGCCAGAUGACAAUGGCCAAGGCUGUAUGAACUGCCGCUGUGUGGUGUCAUGAUCUGUGAAUGUGCAUGACGAGGCUUUUAGAGCGGUGCAGCCUUCCAGACCACAAACUCUGCGACACCUACACAGAUGCUGGACAUUUAGAGCAGACUGUGUAAAAGGGAAAUCUUUAAUCUGGCAGCCCUUCUUCUUAGGGAUGCUCCCGUCUCGCUCCUUCAUCGGAGAUGAAAUAAGUUGUACCUCAUUUUAACAGUCUCAACACUGGAGUUGCUACAACUGGAUGAAGCUGUCACACAAACAUAUUUACAUUAAACAAACUAUCUACUCUUAACUGGAAGUAAUAGCUCAGAAAAUAACCUCUCAUAUUGCUUUGUCAGAUGUGGAUGUUAGAAAAACACUUAUGGAGAUGAGAAACACUACAUCAGAUAUAUUAGCAUACGUCUAGAUGGGAGAAAGAUUUGUUGCUUAGAGCAAGUCUAACCUAAUAAAAUGUACACAAUUCAUGGCGUUCUCUUGCAAAGAGGACUUUUAGUCAUAUGCAGUGUGUUUAUCAGAGGUUAUGGUGCAAUAGAUUGCGAUUAGAGGGUACACCUCCGAUAAGUCUUUGAUUUGCACAAGGUGUAGGAAAAGCGGAGGACGUUAUUCUUUGUUAGCUUUUGGUUUUGAAUGGCCCUCAGGGUCUUUGAAUUGUGGCUUGAUUAGAUAUCCAGAUGUGAUGCUUUUUAUUUUUCGAUAUAAGACAAAUGCAUUGCAGGAAAUUGCAUUGGCUAAAGACGGAUUAAUGAACAUCUCUUCAAAGAAUAAUCAUACUUGUUGAAAAAUGAAUGCAAAGCUACUAUAAACUUAAAAGCUUGGACUGAAAAGCCUUGUUGAUAUUCUUGCCAAGCACUGUGCUGUUCCUAUGUUCAGGGCAUAAGCUUGAAACUUUUACAUGUAUACAGUACCAUAUUGUCUUCAUUUAAUCUUAGUCUAAUCUUGCAUUUUCCCCUUAUGCCUUUCUGAAGUAAAUAUUCUGUGUUUGUGUUUUAGGUUUAAAUGUGCAAUUCAAAUGAAAAAAAAACAAAAAAAAAAACAGAUUGACUGUAUACCCUUACUGUAAAUUAUCAUAUGAGGGAACCUUAAGUUAUAUGUUCAUAGGCAACAUAUGGCCUUGUAAUUGCAGGGAAGAGCCACAGUCUGGACUUUCUCUUUUUUGAUUCCUUAAAUGUAUCUCGUCUCUUUGCAAAGUACAGAUUUUAAAUGUCAACAAUGAUCUUUCUAGUUCAUUUACUUAACUCAGAUUUACUAACACGUCUUUGACUAGUGAGUGUGUUCUCUUUCUGGUUGAAAUUUGAUGAUUUUUCUGUAAGGGAUCUGGUGUGUUUUAUUUCCUGACAGUCUAUUGAUUGUUCUCAAGGACAUACAUGGGCGGUUAUGAUUCUCCCUUUAAAUCACAAGUCAGUAGCUAUGGAUAUGACCUUCAGGGCAUUCUGUCAGAAUGCUGUGGCCAUUCAGAUGUUUUUCAUAGAUUUAGGCCUACUGUCUAUACUGCCACAGAGUAAUGUGGGUUUAUCAGGUGGCGAGAUUGCUUCCACUUACUGAAUAUUGUUUUACAUCGAUACUGUUGGUUAAUAACUCUCUGAUUAACAUUAUGUAAAAUAAUCCACAAACACAUGACCUGUCCAAUGUUAUUUGUUUUGAACUUGUUGUACGCCAACUGCUGCUGAUAAAUAAUUUUUAUGUUUUCUUUCUCUUUUUUUUUUUAUGGAAGAGAAAUGGUAGAACACAGUUAGCGUUCCAAAAGCCUGUGUCGGUUCUGGUAUUAAAUAAUCAUAUUGGUUUUUGCAGCAAUUAAUACUUAAAAAUAUGAGUAUUUUUAAGAACUUGUUCUUAUUUCUGUGUCUAUAAUGUGUGAAAACGUGUUAUAGAUUUGUGCUUACCAUUAUAUUGUGUUAAGAAAGAAUAUCAAAUAAAGAGGUUCGUUUUGA
Molecule: messenger RNA, 3166 nt
Organism: Cyprinus carpio (common carp)
Lineage: Eukaryota; Metazoa; Chordata; Actinopteri; Cypriniformes; Cyprinidae
Product: GTPase HRas
Exons: 7
Coding region: 685-1254 (189 amino acids)
Biological process (GO): Ras protein signal transduction
Cellular component (GO): plasma membrane
Molecular function (GO): GTP binding; GTPase activity; GDP binding
Source: RefSeq, a predicted model, not a curated record